Folsomia candida is the source of this 567-nucleotide messenger RNA. RefSeq lists its product as uncharacterized. Lineage: Eukaryota; Metazoa; Arthropoda; Collembola; Entomobryomorpha; Isotomidae. Bases 50 to 451 code for a protein of 133 amino acids. The transcript has 3 exons. The record is from RefSeq and is a predicted model, not a curated record.
UUUGGAUAAGUUUAACGAAAUAUAUGGUAACAUCACAUUUUUCGCGACGAUGGCGGGUAUCAUUAAUGGCUCCGUGACUUCCGGACGGGUCGUGUUGAACGUUGAGUGGACCUUUGCAAAUAAAUUUAUCAGUCUUGGUGCCCUAAUUCUGUUAGUUUUUGUGUUGAUUGCUGGUUCGAAAGUAAAUAAUUUGGCCAAGGAAUACGGUACCAUAUUAAAACAGCAGUACACUAAUCAACGAGGUUUAAUUUGGGACAAAAAGGAGGCGAAUUCCGAAAUUUCAUACGGACUGGCGAUCGUUUUUCAUGAAAUUCAGACAAAUUCUGUGGGAAUGCAGGGAGCUGGAUUUUUCACGAUUUCAUACUCUUUCAUCGGAACGGCUGUGAGUGCCCUGGCUACGUAUACAGUUUUAAUGCUACAGUGGGGUUCAGUUGAUGGUAAAAACUGGUGAAAGUUUUACUCAAGAUAUUCUAACUAUCAACUAUGUAAUUCAUUUCACGUAAAUAUAUUACACAAGCAAUUACAUAAAAUGUUCCCAAAUCUAAUAAACUUCAAACAAUAUAUCCG